AUGAUCCUCCACAUGCAGCUGCUGCUCGCCCUGCUCUGGCUCCUGGCCCUGCCGGCCCUCGGCACUGUACAUUUCCGGGAGCAGUUUUUGGACGGAGCAAAAUGGCAGGAGAGAUGGGUGUUGUCUCAGCAUAAAUCAAAUUAUGGGAAGUUUAGGUUAACUGCUGGGAGUUUUUAUGGAGAUCCAGAAGCAGAUAAAGGUCUGCAAACGAGUGAAAAUUUAAAAUUUUAUGCUAUUUCAUCACGGUUUAAACCAUUCAGUAAUAAAGGAAAGCCUCUGGUAAUCCAGUAUACAGUAAAGCAUGAACAGAAGAUAGACUGUGGUGGUGGUUAUGUGAAAAUAUUCCCCUCUAACCUGAACCAAAAGAACAUGAGUGGAGAAUCGCAGUACUAUAUCAUGUUUGGACCUGAUAUUUGUGGAUCCGAUACAAAGAAAGUCCAUGUCAUUUUAAACUACAAGAGCAAAUUUUAUCCCAAUAAGAAACAAAUUAGAUGCAAAGUUGAUGGAUUUACUCAUUUAUAUACACUAAUCUUAAGACCAGACCACACGUAUGAAGUGAAAAUUGAUAAUGAAAUAGUUGCCUCAGGCAUUUUGGAAGAUGACUGGGACUUCUUACCUCCACGGAGAAUAAAUGACCCAAAAGUGAAGAAACCGGAGGAUUGGGGAGAUGAACCUGAAAUUGAUGAUCCAGAGGACACCAAGCCAGAGGAUUGGAAUGUUGCUGAAUACAUCGUGGACAACAGUGCUGAGAAACCUAAAGACUGGGAUGAUGUUAAACAGGGUGUCUGGCAACCCCCCCUGCUCAAGAAUCCGCUCUACAGGGGGGAAUGGCAGCCCAGGAAGAUCCCAAAUCCAAACUACAGAGGUAUUUGGCCCCAUCCGCAAAUUGAGAAUCCAGCCUAUGUGCCUGAUGAGAGCAUUUCAGUCUACGGGAACAUAAGUGUUAUUGGCCUUGAUCUUUGGCAGGUGAGAUCUGGGACAAUUUUUGAUAAUUUCUUGAUCACAGACGAUGAAACAUACGCAGAAGAAUUUGGUGAUGAAACAUGGGGAGAAACUAAGCACCCUGAGCAGAAAAUGAACCAGAAGCUAAUUGAAGAAGAAAAGAAGAGGGAAAGGGCGAGAGAGGAGGAGGAGAGGCGCCGCAGGGGCCGAGUCGAGGAGGUGCCCAAGAAGAAAGCGUCCAGGCGGCAGAAGCAGCAGCAGCCAUCGCAGACCCUUGUGGCCAAGAAGGAGGAGCUCUGAGGGGGCUCAUAAGGCGGAUCGGAGGAGGAGGAGGAGGAGGAGGGAGUCGACAGGGACAAGACAAG
Molecule: messenger RNA, 1307 nt
Organism: Gekko japonicus
Lineage: Eukaryota; Metazoa; Chordata; Lepidosauria; Squamata; Gekkonidae
Gene: CALR3
Product: calreticulin 3
Exons: 10
Coding region: 1-1242 (413 amino acids)
Biological process (GO): protein folding
Cellular component (GO): endoplasmic reticulum; endoplasmic reticulum membrane
Molecular function (GO): calcium ion binding
Source: RefSeq, a predicted model, not a curated record